AUGUCCACGAUCCCUGCGGAUGUGAAGCUGCCUCAGCGGUCUGGUACCGUGAGCAGCGCCUUCACUCGUCGUACUUCCAUGAGUGACGAUGAGGCUAUCCCCGAAACUGAUAGUAGUGAGACCACCAAUCUCCUGCUUGAGCGUCUCCGAGCCUGGAAGCAUAUGUGCGGAUAUCUCGAGGACUACUUCUCUGUCACUGCCAAAGUGCAGAAGUCCCAAUCCAAGGAUUAUGAGAAGAUCUUGAAGGCCGUGAACGAACCACUCAAGGAGGGGCACCACUUCAGCUCCAGCGCAGGCGGCGUGGCUGGUCUAUUUGAAAACCUCCGCAACAACACCCAGGGAAUGGUGACCAUGUACAUGGACGGCGAGAAGAAUCUCAAGAACGCCGUGCUCCCGACCCUCGAGCGUCUCCACAAAGAGAUCAAAAACAAGACCAAGGAGCUGAGCAGCGGUGCUAGCAAGGGAGCCAAGGCCGUCGAAAAGGCGCGCGGUCUAACCCAGAAGCACAUCGAGCUCCUAGGCCAGAACUCCGCUUCCUUCGACGCCGCCGCCUCCGGUAAAAUCGAGCAGCACCACGACCCCUACCUCCUCAAGCGCGGUAUCAACCACCGUCUAAACAACCAAGUAAACGAGGAGAACAAUCACCGCCAGGAUAUUCUCGCCGUGCAGAACUCCUUCCAGCAGUUCGAAGCACACGUCCUGCAAACCGUCCAAGGCACCCUGGAGCAAUUCCACCAGCACAUGGGCGGCCAACUCGAACGCCAGCGCGCCAUGUACGCCGACAUCCUCGGCACCGCCCAGCGCAUCCCACCGGACUUCGAAUGGAUCAACUUCUGCGUGCGCAACGACGCAACCCUAGUCAACCCAGACUCACCCCCACGCUCCUUCUCCAGCAUCACCUUCCCGAACAUGGACCACCGCUCCACACAGCCUCUCAUCGAGGGUUCUCUCGAGCGUCGCUCGCGCGCCGUCAUCAAGGGCUACAGCACGGGCUACUACGUCGUCUCGCCGGCACGUUAUCUGCACGAGUUCAAGGACAACGACGACUUCCGUCGCGACCCCGCCCCCGAGCUCUCGCUGUACCUGCCAGACUGCGUCGUCGGCGCCAUCGACGGCAUCAAGUUCAACGUGAAGGGCAAAGACGUCUCCAGCGGUAAAAUCGGAAACGCUUUCCACACAAACACCGAGCUCAGCUUCAAGGCUCACACCCCCAACGACGCUGAGAAGUGGUGGUCCGUUAUUAAGGAGGCUACCCGUGGCCCGGCGCUGGCUGCUGCUGCAACGACCCUCGCUUCUCCCACGGCCACCUCGCCUGCCGGCUCUACUAGCCCCUCCCGCAACGUGUCCGGCCAGGCACUGCCGCCCAGCUACGCCGAGGAGGAAAUGGAGAAGACCCAGGCUGCUCAGGCUACUGCUGCUUCCCCUGUUUCUGCUAGCCCGACUGCGGGAAUUACCCGCACGGCCAGCACGGCUAGCCACUUCCACACCUCGCCCGGCGGCUCCGCUGUGGAGAAGUCAUGA
Molecule: messenger RNA, 1521 nt
Organism: Penicillium concentricum
Lineage: Eukaryota; Fungi; Ascomycota; Eurotiomycetes; Eurotiales; Aspergillaceae
Product: PH domain protein
Exons: 3
Coding region: 1-1521 (506 amino acids)
Source: RefSeq, a predicted model, not a curated record